This is a messenger RNA of Eutrema salsugineum, 2935 nucleotides long. RefSeq names its product phosphatidylinositol-3-phosphatase myotubularin-2. The record is from RefSeq and is a predicted model, not a curated record. Gene Ontology annotation, molecular function: phosphatase activity. The coding region runs from base 149 to 2650 and encodes 833 amino acids. The transcript has 19 exons. Lineage: Eukaryota; Viridiplantae; Streptophyta; Magnoliopsida; Brassicales; Brassicaceae. Gene Ontology annotation, biological process: dephosphorylation.
UCUAAAACGCAAGCUUUGGCCGUACAGAAACUGCGUCGUAUUUUGGAUUGUCGCAUUGUCUUUGUGGCGAAAAGGCAGCGUGCAAAAUCCGUCGUUUGCCACCGUUGAGAGGCAGGUGAAGCCUCGUCACCAUCUCUGACUCCUUCCAAUGACGGCGCCGAGACCUCCGUCUAGGCGACUACGAUCGCUACGAUAUUCGUCGGAGAAGAUGGAAGGUACCGGAAGCUGGGACGUGCUUGAAUGGACUAAAUUCGAUCCAGCUUCUUGGUCAAGCUCGUUUUCAAACUUAGAUUGCUUGCUGGAAUCUGAGAGGAUCAUCUUCGAGGGUUGUGGAGUUAUCCUCAUAAACACCGAUGAGGCAGGGACCCUCUUGCUGACAAAUUUCCGUAUUCUGUUUUUGAGUGAAGGAACCAGAAAGCUUGUUCCACUUGGUACAAUUCCUCUGGUAGCUAUCGAGAAGUUUAACAAAAUGGUGCUGAAAGUUCAAUCAAACAAAAAUCCACCAAAACGUCUUCUACAGGUCACUGGCAAAGACAUGAGGAUAAUUGUCUAUGGUUUUCGCCCCGGAAUCAAGCAGAGACGUGCUGUAGUUGAUGCACUAUUGAAGUGUAAUAGACCUGAGAGAGUAUGGGAUCUUUAUGCUUUUACAUGCGGGCCUUCCAAAUUCAGUAACACAAACCCAAAGGAAAGAUUGCUUAACGAAUAUUUUCGGCUUCUCGGAAAAAGUUCAUCGCGAGCUUCAAUGAAUAUGAUUGAAGAUGGUUCAUUCGCACUGUCCAAUGAUCUUUGGCGGAUAACUGACGUGAACUCGAAUUAUAACUUGUGUCCGACUUAUCCGUUUGCUUUGAUGGUUCCAAAAUCCAUUAGUGAUGAAGAGCUGAUCCAGGCGUCUACAUUCCGGGCAAGAUGUCGCUUGCCCGUGAUCUCGUGGUGUCAUCCGGGAAGUGGAGCUGUGAUUGCUCGGUCAUCACAACCUUUGGUUGGUCUGAUGAUGAACAUGAGGAGUAAUUUUGAUGAAAAACUUGUUGCUUCAUUCUGCACUCAGUUAUCUGGCCAUAAUGGAGCACGACGGAAGCUUUAUAUCGCAGAUGCAAGACCUAGGAAAAAUGCAUUAGCAAAUGGAGCAAAGGGAGGAGGCUCAGAAUCAUCUUCAAAUUAUUUGCAAUCUGAAAUUGUUUUCUUUGGGAUAGACAACAUACAUGCAAUGAGAGAGAGCUUUUCCCGCCUUAGGGAUUAUUUAGAUAUGCACGGUACAACGUCAUCCGAUGGGACGUCGUCAUUCUUGAGACAUGGUGGCUGGACCUGGGGUGGAGGUAAUCUCAGUAGUAUGUCUGCUUCAGUAUCCUUGCUUGGAGAAAGUGGUUGGUUGAGCCACAUCCAGAGCAUCUUAGCUGGUGUGGCAUGGAUUGCUGCACGUGUUGCUAUGGAGUCGGCAUCAGUUCUUGUGCACUGCAGCGAUGGAUGGGACAGAACAACUCAGCUCGUUUCUCUUGCAUGCUUAUUACUUGAUCCAUACUAUAGAACAUUUGCUGGGUUUCAGGCUCUUAUCGAAAAGGAUUGGUUAGCGUUUGGUCACCCAUUUUCGGAUCGUGUGGGAAUGCCUAACGUUUCUGGAUCUGGUGAUUUUGAAUUACCAAUUCAAUCUUCUUCUGCUAGCAGUUUCCCUUCAUCUCCAGCGCGGCAAGCUUCAGGAUCAGCAACUGCUCAAUCUUCUAGCUCUUCACAUGGGCUGAACGACUAUUCUCCUAUAUUUUUGCAGUGGGUUGAUUGCGUAUCGCAGCUAAUGCGGAUGUAUCCGUCUGCUUUCGAGUUUUCUCCGACUUUCCUGGUAGAUUUCACGGACUGCUUGCUUUCAUGUCGUUUUGGGAACUUUCUGUGCAAUAGUGAAAUGGAGAGGCAACAAUGUGGGAUUUCUGAAGCCUGUGGAUGCCUUUGGGCUUACUUGACUGAUUUGCGUUCCGUCAGUGGAACUUCUCAUGUCCACUGUAACCCAUUUUAUGAUCCUUCAAGAAAUGAUGGCCCAUUAUUACCUCCUGCAGCAGCUCUAGCCCCGACUCUCUGGCCCCAGUUCCAUCUUCGGUGGGCCUGCCCUGUGGAACCGAAUGCUGAAGAAACCGAGUUCCAAUGUAGAGCCAUGACUGUCAAGUAUUCAGAAAUCAAGAAGGAGAAAGAAGAAGCAGAAAGGAAGGUGGAGGCGUUAUCUUCCACAGUGGAGUCAUUGAGCGAAGAGUUGCAUAACGAAAGAAGUAUAAGCCGUGCAGCUAGAGAAUCAGCAAAGAGAGCUAUAAAAGAGCGCGCAGUCAUAUCGAGAGCCGUGCAAUCACUGGGCUGCAAGGUCAACUUCACAAAGAGCGGAGAUUGCACAGUUGAAGUAGAAGACGGGCCACGGAAAUGUUCUCACUCAGUUUCCCCAAAACAAUCUGAGAACAAGACAACAACAACAGAAGAUGUCUCAGAAUCAAACUCGUCAUCAGGGAGUGAAGAAAAAGUUUGUGAAGCAUUGUGUCCGUUGCGUACAAGAGAAGGAAUGUGUCGAUGGCCUGAUGCGGGUUGUUGUUCUCAGAUCGGGAGCCAAUUUGUUGGGUUAAAAGCAAACUUUGAAGCAUUUGAUAAACUCUCCAUCUACGACAGCUAUUUCACCGCGGAAUAAGACUCCUCCACCAGAUUGACCCUAAAUUCAAGGACUUGUGUGUAUGUUUUUUUUUUUUUUGGGAGAGAGUAAAGCAUAGCAGCAACAGACCAAUGAGGAUGAAUAGGAAACCCCGAAAACCGAGAGCGUUUUGGAAUGUAGGGGGGCAUCUCGGGAACUAACUUCUUUGUAUAGCAAUGUAUAGAGGCUGGAGGUCUCCACCUCUGGCUCUGGCUUCAUUGAGAAAGUUAGAGAUAUCUGAUUUUUGUUUUGGUUGGUUGAUAAUAUUAUGACUGUGGAUUGGAA